AACAGAACGAACUGGCCCUCCCGGUCGUCCGCACCGUCGACCGCUCUCUCGCACACACACACACACACACACGCUUGCGCUUGCUUCAACACCCAUGAAACGAGAGCCCUCACGCGCUGUACACACGCGUUUACUGCCGCACCGACUGUACGGGGUGGCCGCCGAACGCGCUGCUUGUGUGUGAGUAAAUGGUGGGUUUGUCGCAGUGGGUAGCCCGGAACGCAGCUCAGUCAGCACGAAACUGUCGUGGCGUUUGCUCCCUCUCCGCUGUGUGGAAGGUGUGUAUUAAUUUGUGUGCAUGGGUGUGUGUGUGUGUGUGCGUACGUCAGCGUGGAUUAUUUGGUCCUUUCUAACGUGUGUGCCAAUCGUCCUACCGAGCGCAUUGUAUCGCACGAAAGCGCGCAGUGUAUCCUUUCGGCAUCGCGGAACAGCCAAGCAAGCCAACAAAACAAAACAAAACGCAUAGAGAACAGAGAAAAGCAAACAGUUUUCCUUGACAUUCGUGGUGCGUGGUGGCUCUCGUUUGCGUUUUUAACGGUGUUUGCCGGAAUACGACGAAUUGUGUUUUUUUUUUGUGUGUUUGAGUGCUUUUUUGCCGUUCAGAUCGCCAACAGCCAACGGCAAACAGGGUGAGAAAAAAAGUGUAGUGAGUUAUUUUAAGCCGAUGCGCCGAACAUCAUCAAAACGAAGUGGUGCUUAAGCGAGGGGGAAAAGUUGUGAACGAGAGAGAGAGAAAAAAAUAGUGCAAAACAAAAAAAUUUAAAAAAUAAAAUCAUUAAAAAAAAGUCGCUCACUCCUGAAUUCAUUCGGAGCAAAGCAAAACCCAAAAAUUGUUUGAUCCCUUGUGCGUAAAACUGUGUGAACUGAGUGUUCGAGUGUUUUUUUUUUUUGUUGCUUUUUUAGCAAAACCACAAACGUACGGACGCCGCGAGUGGUUGCACGUGGAGGAGGGAGAGACGAGGCGACGAGCAGCAACAAUCAACCAAACUUGCCUGGACCACGCCAACAUUGUCUACAUUGCAGUAAUUCAUCACAGUGUCAAUCGCCCUAGUGAUAGAGAGCAGGAAGAGCAUUUAAUUGUGAAGCGAAAACGGCAAAACAAAGCAAGGCCCAAAUCCACCCGACCCCAAAAGUGCACAACACUUUUCCGGGGGUGUCCUUUUCUCGCUGCGUAGCUAUUCUUUCCACCCGCUAAUCGUUUACAUCUGCUGCUCCUAUCCUCCCUAUCAAUCAGGCAAUGUGAUCAAGCUGGGGCCGCUCGGUUUUUUUGUUUUUCGUUUUGUUUUGCAACGUGCAACGUUUUAAUUGCGUUUGAAAAAAAAAAAGUGCGCACCGCCUUCUACCGGAGCGCGUGGCGGGUAACGAAAAAAAAAUAAAGAAAAUGAUGGAAAAACAGCUCCUGUGCCGGUGUAAAGUUUGACGCUGCUACCGACGCGACUGCGAAUUCAAGCCAGCGCUCGGCUGGUCAGAUAAUAGCAUAAUUGGAUUUCAACUCUUGAUCGCGCCCCUGCCCGAUCAGCUUACGGUGCGGGAAGGGCAAGUAAGUACGACGUGUGGCGACCGAAGCGGGGACGCUGAAAAGGAAGUCACCGUGUGCACGAAAUCGAAUCAACACGCGCGCGUCAAAAGCGAACCGUGCCGUGUGUGUGUGUGUGUCUGUGUGUGUGUUUGUGCGUGUUGGGUGGGUGGGCGUCUGUGAGUGGUUGAGCCGAGCGGGGCGGAAGAGUGUCCUGCCAUCCUGUGACAAGCGCGCACAAACAGGAGGAACAGCGCGGAUUCGGAAACAAUUCAAGGUCCCGACUAGUACACAGUCGUACUAGACACAGUCGGAGAUGCAUCGGGGCCGGUAGCCGACGCGACUGCGACGCGACCUGCCGACGAAGACGACCGACGAUCGAGCGCAGCCACAGCAGCAGUAGGAAGCUGCUUUGCGAAAAGUAACAAACAAAUCACAAAAAAAAACAACAACAACAAAAAAUACAGAAAAAUGGCAAACGGAAGCCUGCGGUUUACGGUGCUAGUGUACGGCACGUUCGCGCUGCUCCUCUCCCGGACGGUGGUGCUUACCACGGCCAGUGCCGGUAGCAGCAGCAGCAGCAGCAGUAGUGGUGGUGGAGUGCAAAAGUUUGCGAUGGAACCGCAGAACCAGACGGCGAUAGUGGGGUCGCGGGUGACGCUGCCGUGCCGGGUCGAGUCGAAGGUGGGCCAGCUCCAGUGGACGAAGGAUGACUUCGGGCUCGGGUGGCACCGGAACCUGAGCGGCUUCGACCGCUACUCGAUGGUCGGGAGCGACGAGGAGGGCGACUACUCGCUCGAGAUCUACCCGCUGAUGCUGGACGACGAGGCACGGUACCAGUGCCAGGUGGGCCGCGGAAAGGAUGGUACUCCCGGCAUUAGGUCGAGCUUCGCCACGCUGACAGUAUUAGUUCCGCCGGAACCGCCAAAAAUAGUGCAGGGCGACUUUCUGGUCACGACCGAGGAUCGGGAGAUUGAGCUCGAGUGUGUGUCGGUCGGCGGCAAGCCGGCGGCCGAGAUUACCUGGAUCGACGGGCACGGCACGGUGCUCACCAAGGGCAUCGAGUACGUGAAGGAACCGAUGGGCGAUACGGGCCGCUUCACCGCGAAAUCGAUCCUGAAGCUGACGCCGAAGAAGGAGCACCACAACACGUCCUUCACCUGCCAGGCGCAGAACACGGCCGACCGGACGUACCGGUCGGUGCGGCUCAAGCUGGAGGUGAAGUACGCGCCGAAGGUAAGCGUGAGCGUCGUCGGUGGCGCACUGGCCGGCGGUCGCAUCCCGGAAGGGGCCGAGGUGCGGCUGUCGUGCCGGGCCGACGCGAACCCGACCGACCUCACCUACCGCUGGUACAAGGCGGACGAGCCGAUCGUGGGCGACUACACGACGGAACUGGUCAUACACAACGUCUCGAAGGAGUACCACGACGCGGUGAUCAAGUGCGAGGUGCACAACGCGGUCGGCAAGAGCGAGGAGAGCGAAAUCCUCGACAUCAGCUACGGGCCGACGUUCCGCACCCGGCCCCAGUCGGUCGAGACGGACCUCGACCGGAAGGUGACGCUGGCCUGCGACGUGGACGGCAAUCCGCCGCCCGAGAUCAUCUGGGUGCACGAGGAGUCCGGCCGGAUCGUGUCCAGCAGCGCGAACAUCACGCUGAUGGCGACGCGCGAAACGGCCGGCCGGUACUGCUGCAAGGCGAGCGUGCGCGGCUUCCCGGACAUCGAGGCGACGGCGGCGAUCCAGCUCAAGGGCCCGCCGACGAUCCGGUCGCCCCGCCAGCAGUACGGCUCGGUGAACGACAACUCGCAGAUCCAGUGCGACGCGAUCGCGAUCCCGAAGGCGAAGCAGGUGAUCUGGACGUACAACGGGCUGGAGGUGAGCGGCGAGAACGAGCACACGAUACUGGAGAACCAUUCGCCCGAGGGCGUCCGGUCCACGCUGAUCAUACCGAAGAGCAAGCGGCAGCAUUUUGGCGUGUACAACUGCACCGUGCUGAACGAGUACGGCAGCGACUCGCUCGAGAUACAGUUCGCACCGAUGGAGUCGUCGUCGCUGCCGGUCGUCAUCAUACUGAUCGUGGCGGUCGUGUUCAUCACGUUCGUGCUGGUGCUGGUGGUGAGCCUGUGCUGCUGCGAGCGCAAGGGCAACAAGAAGCUGCCGCCGGCGGACGUCAUUACGGAUCAUUACAUGACGGAAAAGACGUGCAAGGAGAGCGACCGGUCGUCGAACGUGAGCGACCUGAAGAUUGACCGGGACCACGAGUACUCCGAAACCUGCUCCGGCACGGACAGUAUCGCGACCCGGCUGGCAAUGAACAUGAUGGGCUCGUCGAGCGGCGGCAGCAACAAUAGUGGCGGUGGAGGAGUAGGAGGAGGAGCGGUCAGUGGAGGUGGUGGUGGCGGCGGCGGUGGUGGUGGUGGUGUACCGCUAGCCGGCCCGGUUCGCAUUCCCAACGAUUAUCGCUACUCGGGUGACUAUUCCGACGGCAUUGGUGCGACGCUGCAGGCGAAAAUUGGGCAAAGCAAUGGUGGGUACGUGCCGUACGUCGACUACGCCCAGGACUACAACCUGCCGAUGCACAUAUCGAGCAACGGGCAGCUGCCGAACGGCAACCUAAGCCUGACGCGGAACCGCGAGCUGCGGCAGGACAAUGGGCUGCCCAGCAUCCAGAGCGGCAUGGGCUCGCUGUCGGCCGGUUUGAUGAAUACAUCCCUGAUGAACGCCCCGAGCAUAGAUCCGCGGUACAGCGCAACGUACGGCAACCCGUACCUGCGCAGCAGCAGCACCCAUCUGCCCCCGCUGCCCCCGCCCAGCACGGCCAACCCGGCGAUGACGCCGGCCCCGCCACCGUACAGUGCCGGCCGGCAUCCGACCAGCGCCCUGCUGAUGGGCGUCAACAUGGGCGUCAACUCGGGCAGCGUCAUCGGCAUCGGCUCGAGCCUGACCAGCCCGGAAUCGAUCCGGUCGACCAGUGCCGGCAGCAGCGACCCGGCCGGUACCGCGGCCCAGCAGCAGCAGCAGGGCGGCCAGGUGGCCGCCGGACAGACGGGCAGCCCGGCCCCGGGCCAGUUCAUACUGCCCGCGAACGGGGACAUACGCAAGGGGGCGCUGGCGACCCACGUCUAGCGGGGCGGGGCGGCUCCGCACCAACCCCCCUCCACCACCGAGCCAUCGAGCGUGCAAAGCGGCGGCCCCGCACCCGUCUCCUUCCAUCGUUUCCUCGCGCCAAGCCAAAACCCUCCAUUCCCCCCCGCCCACAAUCCCAAUCGCCCUCAGCCUCGCGCACUGUGCUGCUUUGCGGGCUUGCAGCCAUCUAGGGGCAUCCGUGUCUCCAUGUGUAGGAUAGGUAUCUUUUUUUUUUAAUUUUCGUUUCCUCAUUCAGUGGAUAAGAGAGGGUGUGUGUGUGUGUGUGUGAAUGUGUGUGAGUGAGUUUAUCAAUGCUUGGAACCAGCACACGACACAAACACACACACACACAGGAAUAUACACGCGUGGCCAUUAGAUCAGAUUGAUACGCCCGUGUGCAAUGUUCGCAUUAAGGCAUCGUCCAUAAAUUACGCAAUGCCAAAAAAGGAGAAAAAAAAUCUGUUACGUUUUUUAUGGAUGGUCCCCUAACUGCUACACCGGAUAGCGAAAACGGUCUAAUUUUGUGGGCAAAAACAAAGCACACACACACACACACACAUUGGAGUAGGAAACUUUUCUUUUUUCCCGCUUUCCUACAUCAUACUCCCCAGCCAAACGAACGUUACAGCAUUGGAUGGAGAUGCCUAAUGUUUUAGUCAUCUUUUCGGCCUCCGGUUCUGUAAUGCAGUUUUGCUUUGUAUCCGCCCCUUCCCUGUCACCCCGCUCAUUCCAACAGCCUAGGAUAUAAUGGAUGUGUAUGAGGCGUGUCAUACAGACAUACGUACAUAAAAAAAAAACACACACACACACACAAACACCCAAAGGCGAAAUUUACAUGUGCAGCAGCAGCAGCAGCACCGUUUGAUCGUUUAACGUUUGUUUUUUUUUUUAAUCUAUUUUGAUUCAAAAUGUGUGGCCUUAUUAAAUGAGAAAGCAAAAAUGUACGAAACAGGAGAAAACCAAAAACACACUACAACAGCAAAAAAAAAAAAGAGUUUUUUAAAAACAAUUACACCAAACACACAAUCACGGUGACACGGUGAAUAUACAAGCGGAGGGAGGUGGCCAAAUGCUGCUGAAAGGAAUUCAUCAAAGCUCGUCUACUUAUAGCUUAAUUGCGGCAAUGAGCGUGCGAGUGUAUGUUUGAGUGUAUACUUGCGUGUGCAUAUCAUGUGUGUGUGUGUGUGUGUGUGUGUGUGUGUGUGUGUGUGUGUGUGUGUGUGUGUGUGUGUGUGUGUGUGUGUGUGUGUGUGUGUGUGUGUGUGUGCAUAUAUACAUAUAUACUCGGAGUGGUUAUAUAGCGAUAUACACGCAGCUUGCCGUGCUGCUUACGAUGUGCGCGCAAGCUGCUUUAGCGAUUUGCUGUUAAACCAUCCCUCUCCUACGCCCUCCCUCUUUUCACGAGCGCAAAAGAUGCUCGCGGGCCAGCAAAGGUUAGACACAAUUUUAGACUAGCAAAACAAACCACUCCAAGCGGCUGGAGGCGCCGCCACUUUCCAUCGAAAGGUACGAAAACGGGAAGUCAAACCAAAAUCUCGCUGCACUGGGACGGUUAGAGCUUUGGCGUUAGCUUUAGCGUUGAAAAAGUACACAUGUUUAGCUGAAUUCGGGGUAAAGAGUUUAGUACAUUUUAACGCCUUUUUUUUGAAGAAAAAAAAAGAAGAAAAACCCCCAAAACCAUGAAUCGCCAUGACAAACAAACAAACGCAAGGCGUGAGCGGUGGUGGAUUAUUGGACGAAAGGAAAACAAACCGAAAGCCAUACAGGCUGAUGCAUGCUGGUGCUUGUGGCCGUGCGCCAUGCUUGUCUAUAUAUGUGUGUGUGUAUGUGUGUGUGUGUUUGUGUGUGACUUCAUAUUGGCAAAGGAAUUCGAAACGAAACAAAACAAAAACCAAACUAAGCAGCUUAAUAUAAUUCUUUCUCCGUUUUUGGCAAGUGUAUGUGUGAUGGUGUGUGUGUGUGUGUGAGAGAGAGUGUGUAUGUGUAUCGCACCAGUGUGUGAUGCACGCGCGCGCGGUUGAGCACAUUUUUUGCGUUGCUGUUGUCGUUGUUGUUGUUGUUACGUGCGCACUGCACGUUUGCCUACCUUGCAGGCGCUUCGAACUGCACGCAACACCAUUUCGAGCUUUGCACCUUGCUUCCACCAUAUCCACUGUAUCCAUACGCUUGGUAUAACAAAGACACACACACACACACACAUGCACGCACAUGCACGCUGAGAUAUAAAGUGUGCUUUGGGGACGGCGGCACAGCGAAGGAGCCGGAACGGAAUUUAUUUGAGAGAAAGGCAAACAAACAAACUGUACGUUGGGGUAGCAGGGCGAUUGGUUUUUCCUUCCUAAAUUUGCUUGCGCGGGAUGGGGGGGGGGAGGUGGCAGGGCCUGGCUGGCCUGUGGCCCCGAGAGAAUGUGCAUCAUGUGAGAAUAUACCAAAUUGUUUUUUUUUUAUUUUUUUUAAUAUGUGUAUAGCUAUUAAUUUUUAGCCAGCCCAGCGGUCGCAGCGGCUCGCCUCGUGUACAGCCCGCUCGUCGCUUCUUAUAGGUUUAGGUCUCUUCGCUAAGAUUUCAUUUAGGCAGCAAUGCGAAACAAAACCCCUCCCUUCAACCGGUGCUUAGAGUUGAAGGAGAGGAAAGGGAAGGAGGGGUAAUAGAAGCGAAAAUCAAGAGAGGAGGGGGGGGUUGAAACAAGCUACUCGCGUAAGAAUAGAACAUAGCACGUAAGUACUCGCAGUGGAAACGUAAACACAAACUCCAGCGCGCGAGAGAGAGAGAGAGAGAUAUUAAGAGUGUGAGCGAAAGUAGGGGAAAAGGGAAAGCAUGGAGGAGCAAGACGAGGUUACCUCCUUUCCCUCAUCCACUUUCCGCCCGCAAAGUUCUCGCUAAGGCCAUUCGACUGAAAUUCGUAUCGUUUUUUUUUUUAACGGCGCUCGAUUCGGAUUACAGUAGGCGACGAACCUCCCCCGGAUGACGUAGCGUCUCAUUGCAUUAAAAAAAAACGAGAAAAAGAAAAUACACACGAAAAAACAAAAAAAAAAACAAACAAACAAACAGAUUGUCUCAACAAUACAUCGUUCAAACUCAUUCAAGCAGUAGGCAGUAAGUACUUAAUCGGUAAGACGAAUCUUGGUGCCCAAACCUUGCAGCUUGGAACGUGGAACACACACACGUAUAUCUUAGUAGCUAAGCGUGAUGCUAGUAAAAAAAAAACAAAAGGGAAUGCAAACACGCGCAGAGUAGUCACAGUGCAGGACAGUUAUACACCCGACAAUUGUACGCCAGUAAGAGGGAAUAGCAAGAGAGGGGACAUUUGCAUCCAAUCUAUCGAUAAUUUGUACAUACACAGAUAAAAAGCGCAUACGAAAUCGUUAUACUUUUUUUUUUUUGUUCAUGUAUUAUAAAGCGUAUAGGUUUAUAUAUAUAUACAUACAACACACACACACAAACAGACAUGCAUCCAUAUUAAAAA
Molecule: messenger RNA, 8106 nt
Organism: Anopheles arabiensis
Lineage: Eukaryota; Metazoa; Arthropoda; Insecta; Diptera; Culicidae
Product: irregular chiasm C-roughest protein-like
Exons: 8
Coding region: 1988-4642 (884 amino acids)
Biological process (GO): cell-cell adhesion
Cellular component (GO): cell-cell junction
Molecular function (GO): cell adhesion molecule binding
Source: RefSeq, a predicted model, not a curated record